GGGGGGGGCUCCUAGACUGCACGAUGAUCAAAGUCUCCCAGGGACCUGGCUCCCUUCCCUGCAGCCUGUUCCUUACCGACAGCAGGAGCAGAGCCCCAAGGUUAGGCAAACACGGCAGAGAUAAGGGACUUCCAGACUGGGUCAUGCAUUCAAGGCUUUGGCCGGCUCUCUCCGGCUGGCUCUUUGGCUCAGUGAGAACCCUGGUCUUGCAUGCAUGAAAGUGGGCGCCAAUAGAAACAGCAGUCACAGCCACUGGCUGGUUGAGCGCCUGAGACCUUGGUGCCCUGGUACAGCCUAGGUUAAUGACCUUGUUUAUACACUUGAGUCAUCCGAUAAAGGGCAUCCAGGCAGCGGGCAGGUGGCCCUGUGCCCUGCAAUGGCCACUUCAUUGACUAAAGCGAUAGCAACGCCACGUGGAGCUCCAGCGCCCCUCCCCCACCGUUUCCUCCGCAGUCCUGCCAGGGUCAGUGCGUGUGUGCAUUGUGUGUGUAUGUGGUUUUUUUUUUUUUUUCAAUGAACAUGACUUCUGGAGUCAAGGUUGCUUGGCCGUUCCCCCUCCCGCCCAUCGAGGAUAUAAAUAGCACCCACAAUACAGAGAGCCAGAUAGCUGGGAAGAAACAGGAACAAGACACCAACCAUGAACUCCAGCCAGUCUGGGGACUGCCCCUGCGAGGGCUCUGCAGGCCGCCCAGCUAUUCUGUACGCACUUCUGAACCCCAGCCUCAGGGCCAGGCCCAUGGCAUCCGCGUCCCGAAGUCACUGCCUCUGCCAGCAGCACCGACCCGUGCGUCUGUGUGCGCCACAUCGCACCUGCCGCGAGGCCUUGGACGUCUUAGCCAAGACGGUAGCAUUCCUCAGGAACCUGCCAUCCUUCUGCCGCCUGCCCCAUGAGGACCAGCGGCGGCUGCUGGGGGUCUGCUGGAGCCCUCUCUUCCUGCUCGGGUUGGCCCAAGAUACUGUGACCUUCGAGGUGGCCGAGGCUCCGGUGCCCAGUAUACUUAAAAAAAUCUUACUGGAGAAGCCCAGCAGUGGUACCCGGGAUGCCCAGCCACCAGACCGGCCACAACCCUCGCUGGCUGCUGUACGGUGGCUCCAGCGCUGUCUGGAGUCUUUCUGGAGCCUGGAGCUGGGUCCCAAGGAGUAUGCCUACUUGAAAGGAACCAUCCUCUUCAACCCAGAUGUGCCGGGCCUCCAUGCCACCUGCCACAUCGCACAUCUGCAGCAGGAGGCUCACUGGGCCUUGUGUGAGGUCCUGGAGCCCUGGUACCCGGCUAGCCAAGGCCGCCUGGCCCGAAUCCUCCUCAUGGCCUCCACCCUCAAGAACAUUCCAUGUAGCCUUCUGGUAGACCUCUUCUUCCGCCCUAUCAUCGGAGAUGUUGACAUCGCUGAACUGCUCGAAGACAUGCUUUUGCUGAGGUGACCUGCAGAAUGAGGUCCAGUGCUUCCAAAGGGGAGCCUGAAAGGCCCCACUCAACGCCCCAGGAGCAGCCCUCACCUCAGCCACACCCCCAGCUUGGACUUCCUUGGUUUGAACACAGUGUGCUACUAACUGCCUAAUAGGCCCUUGGUGGCCCCCAAAGCCUCUGGGCCAGGGCCAGGGAGGGAGCAUGAAUGAGGCUGUAUAUCAGACCAGAAUUCCUCCUGACUUUGUAUAAAACUAAAUUAAGUUAUUGGUUUUUGUAAUAAAAGGUAUGACUUGCUGAUA
Messenger RNA from Peromyscus leucopus (white-footed mouse), 1705 nucleotides. It is a transcript of the gene Nr0b2, whose product is annotated as nuclear receptor subfamily 0 group B member 2. The transcript is spliced from 2 exons. Gene Ontology annotation, biological process: negative regulation of transcription by RNA polymerase II; circadian rhythm. NCBI's taxonomy places the organism in Eukaryota, Metazoa, Chordata, Mammalia, Rodentia, Cricetidae. Gene Ontology annotation, cellular component: nucleus; cytoplasm. Gene Ontology annotation, molecular function: transcription corepressor activity; transcription factor binding. The coding region runs from base 638 to 1420 and encodes 260 amino acids. The record is from RefSeq and is a predicted model, not a curated record.